CGCCAGCCCCUGCGUUUGCGUGUGCGUGUGUGCGUGCAAAUUUGCGUGCGUCUCUUUGCGUGCGUUUUGAUCUACUGUGAUUUGAGUGAGAAAAAUAGAAGGCGUGAUGGGCGUGCUGGAGGAUGUCAGGUACACGGGCGUGGGUCACUCUGAGGGCGCCACACGCUGCGUUACCUACACCCUGUUCACUCUCAACGUUGUAUUCAUCGUUCUGGGCGCGGCAAUGGUGUCUUUGGGGUUCUGGAUCACCCUGGACACCACCUUCAAGUACUGGGUCAUUGAUCUGGGCAUGGAGCACUACUGGAUAGGAGUCUACAUUUUAAUGGGGGCAGGAGCGUUGGUUAUGCUUCAAUCCUUUUUCGGUAUAUGUGGAGCCUUCCAGAGACGGAUUCACAUGCUGGUGGCGUUUAUGGUGUUGCUAGUGUUGUGCCUGUGUCUGGAGCUGGCGGGGGCUGGCUACAUGCUGGCUAACGGGAUCAGAGCCUCUAACAUCGAGCCCUGGCUACAGACAAAGUUUCUGCAGCUCAUUGACGCUUUCGACCACGAUGAAGGUUCGGCCCGCAUCAUGAACAUCGUACAGGAGUGGGUAGGGUGCUGUGGUGCUAACGGCGCGCUGGAUUACGUUCGCUGGCACAAAGUGAUUCCCUCCACCUGCUACAACCCAGUCACUGGCAACGCUUGGUACGUCCAAAGUAACGGAUACAUGGGGUGUGUUCGAGGCUUCACCAUGUAUCUCGAGAAAAUGUCCGGUUGGAUCGCAGGUGUGGCUUUGUUCCUCGUUUUCUUCCAGGUGUUGGGUCUCGUGGCUGCCUGGUGUUUGAUAAGUGUAAAAUACAAUUACAGAGACCAACAGAACGAGGCUGACUUAUAUUCUCGACGUAAGUGAGAGAGAGAGAGAGAGAGAGAGAGAGAGAGAGAGAAGGGUAGUGGUAUAAUAAUGUUAUGAUUUCUUCAGACUUGUUGGCCCCCAUUAGAUGUUCUCUUAACCCCUUCAGUAGCAUGACGCGUUUCCCUAUUCCUUCUGGUGACUAUUUGGUGAUUCUCUACAGCUUCAGAAACUCAUGUGGGGGGUUAAAAUAGUGAAGACUGUGGCCAUUAAUCUU
Molecule: messenger RNA, 1103 nt
Organism: Portunus trituberculatus (swimming crab)
Lineage: Eukaryota; Metazoa; Arthropoda; Malacostraca; Decapoda; Portunidae
Product: tetraspanin-2A-like
Exons: 7
Coding region: 107-886 (259 amino acids)
Cellular component (GO): membrane
Source: RefSeq, a predicted model, not a curated record